AAGAGACCAACAAAGUGAUUGUUUUCCGGGACGGCACGGGCGUUGCCCUGGCAACGUACGAGACCGAAGCAGAAACCCUAAGAGACAUAACGGUGUAUGCUCCGGAAAACCAACCCUCUGUACCAGAUCCUUGCAAGGCUAAAAACUGCGAACAUUUCUGUGUGAGGUCUGGACGCUCUUCCGCAAGGUGUCUCUGCCAGAACGGAUUUACCUUAUCUCCAGAUGACGGCUCCUGUACAGGUUCUACUGUGUACUCUCCACGGCUGAUUGCAUUCGCGAACAAAACCCACGUGUGUUUCAUCAACAUCACCGCAUUAUCUCCGGAAGUGCCCCUCACGCCUUAUUGCCCGGUUACUGAAGGUGUCAACAUCACUGCCAUUUCCACUGACUCUGCAAACCGGACGGUGUAUUUCGCUGACAGGGGCAGGAGGCAGAUCUCCAAGGUGUCGCUCAGGUCUGAACAGUCCAGUGUCGUGCUCAGUGAUGUUUCUAACAUUCAAGGUCUGAGUUAUGAUUGGCUGCGUGACACACUGUACUGGACAGACUCCGGUACAAGGCAAAUCAAGUCUUACCGAAUCGGUUCUGGGGGGCCGCCAUUGACCUUCCUCACCUUAAAUGGUACACUGGGACCUUUGACCCUUGACCCAUUUUCAAGGCAAAUCUUCUGGAUCUCCCAGUCUCCACUGGCUAUCAGGAGCGUAUCCUAUGAUACACCAAGAUCCGUGAAAACUUUGGUAUCAACCGGUAUCCGGAAUCCAGGGGAUAUCCAUUGUGAUCCAGUCAAACAAACACUAUACUGGGCAGACGGGAAGGAAAUAAAGAGUGUGCAAACAGACGGCACUGGCGACACAACCGUGAUUACAACCGCUCACAACAACAACAAGGGACUAGUGGUACACAGGAGAUUCGUAUUUUGGUCUGCCCACGGUUUGGCUGCUUACAUUAACAGCGGAAAUUUAUAUCACAAAGUCCAUUCAAGAAUGGUUUCUGUUCCCUCUUCUGAGCAAAUCGUCGAUCUCGACAUUGUGGAUAAUUACUUCCAAAAGGAAACAAGGGGUGCAUGUUUUGAGAAUGGCAAUUGUGAUCAUUAUUGUGUGGAGACAGGGGGCGCUACCAGAGAAUGUCGGUGUGAACUGGGAUUUGAUUUACAGGAAGACGGACAGACGUGCAGAACCGAGAUUCUCCGCAGCAAUCACAUCCUGGUGACCGAUUUAAUAGCUGGACGCUUUUACCAAGUGCACUUGAAAAAUGGCCGAGUCAGGGGCAUGUUUCAUCCAAAAGGUCAGAGUCCAACAGUGGCACUGAAUCCUGGCAACAGUCUGGUCUACUGGUCGGAUUUGAGUAACAGAGAAAUUUUGUCGAGUUUUCUUAACGGAACCGAGAUGAAAACUGUUCUCAGCACAGGAAUACAUUUCGCUGACAGGUUAGCGGUAGACCCUGCAACUGGGAAUAUCUUUUUCUCGGCAGUAGACGCAGGAGGUGUUAACGGAUCUAGUUACAUAGGCGUCGUGACUUCUGAUGGCAGGUCUAAAAAGAAUCUUAUCCCAAGGCUGAACGCCCCAAGGGCUGUGGCGUUACACAGUGCCAAAGGCAUAAUGUUUUGGAGUGAUCACGGUUUUGGAGCUCACAUAGGUCGUGCUAACAUGGAUGGUUCACAGAGACAAAACAUUGUCACAACGGACAUUAAGUAUCCAAACGGAAUCGCUAUAGACGUUGACGAAGAACAGCUGUUUUGGACUGACGGAGGCAGGAAUGUCAUCGAGCGCUGCACGCUUUUUGGCUUUGGACGACAAGUCAUUGUGAGUGAUGUGAAUGCCAAUCUGCUGGCCAUCGUGAUCCACGAAGAGAAGCUUUACUAUACAGCCUGGAAUAAACGUGGCAUCACUGUGGUAAACAAGGCAGAUGGAUCAAACAAACACUUACUGAUGGAGUCUCCCGUUUUUGCAGAACUGUCGGACUUUGUAAUAAUGCAGCCGAACAAACCCUUACCUGAGUACAACGCGUGUUCUGCGAACAACGGAGAUUGUAGCGCCCUCUGUCUCCCGACGCCAACUAGCAGAACGUGCGCAUGUCCAGAUUCUGUUGUGUUAGGAUCAGACCACAAGACCUGUGAUGGAGAUACUCCUAGAACAACGUCCACGACUUCAUCACCCCCACCGAUCAUCCCUGAUGAAGCAAAGAGUGACAACAUAGUUGUCAUUAUAGCGUCGGCGACGUCAUCUGGCGUUAUUGUCGUUGUGGGCCUCGUGGUUGUUAUUGUUGUUGUGCUGAUUUUUCGCCUGAGGAAAAAAAACAACAGACGUACAGCGCAGACAGUCCUGUAUAAUCCUGGAUAUGCAACUGGCCCUAGCAAUCCACCGAGGGGAGACAGCCUUUAUUGUACGAUUAAUGACGAUCAAACGAUGCCGGGCACAGCACCCCCACCCUACAACGCUCCCUACCCAUUCCAAUCGACUCACGACUCUGUGUACCUGACUCCGACUUCCGGUAAUUCCGUGAAGUUUACUAGACCUGAGGAAAGCGAUGACAAUUAUGUCCCCCUAUCCAGACUACCUGUACCGCUGCCUCCCAACAAUGGCGAUACUUCCUCGAAUGUCGUGCCUUAGAGGCAUAGAGCUGCAGAAAUUCAAGCUUCGGCCGACACCAAAGUGGUGUUGGUAAUUCGACACCGGGGACAUCCAGGCAGGGCUUAAUGGAACAUAAUACCUGCAAAAUUAAAAUAACACUCUGCUUCAUGACGACAUGUCCUAAACCAUGCUUUACUGACGUUUAUAAGUAUAAUUCAUAAUUUGAUGUGCUUUUUUUUUUUUGGAAUCGCCAUAAUUUGCGGUUAUUGUCAAGUAAUACAUGUAAUUCCUCGUCUUGGGACUAAAGCGCCGUUUAUUAGCACCCUUUCCUAAUAAAAACACACAAUGGCAGAGGAUAUGUAGCACAAUGUAGAUUUUAGUAAACUAGCACGCUUGUACAGAUCGGGACCAUAGGCGAAUGAUUCUGUUGCGCCACCAUUAGCUAUUGUAAAUCAUCUGCAAACAUCUACUAAACGUGUGAAAUGCUGAGGUUUCCCGACUGGUGGAAACAACCGAGAUACUUACUGGAAAGUGUCACAUCCCAUUUCUGAUAGUUUUCCGGGAAUACCGGAACACAACGUGGUGCUUAAGUUAGAUUUCUGGUUGGCGGAAACUCGAUUAUGGUUUACAUGUAUGUUACGUUUCCGUCAACCGGAAACUGUACAAGGAUGAGGCGUUGAGAUGUAAUCUAACUUACACUGCCUGGUUUCCACUAAGUAGAACCAUGCGACAAUGUUCUCCCUGGAGAGAAAUGAGACGUUGAAUGUGACGAAUAAAUAUCUAAAUGGCUGUGGGUAUAACAUGUAUCUGGUAUUAAGAUAGCAGUCUACCAUAACCCCAGCAUGACGGUCUACCAUAACCCCAGCAUGACGGUCCAUCAUAGCCCCAGCCAGCAUGACUGUCUAUCAUAGCCCCAGCAUGACGGUCUAUCAUAACCCCAGCCAGCAUGACGGUCUAUCAUAACCCCAGCAUGACGGUCUAUCAAAACCCCAGCCAGCAUGAUGGUCCAUCAUAGCCCCAGCCAGCAUGACGGUCUACCAUAACCCCAGCAUGAUGGUCCAUCAUAGCCCCAGCCAGCAUGACUGUCUACCAUAGCCCCAGCAUGACGGUCUAUCAUAACCCCAGCAUGACGGUCUAUCAUAGCCCCAGCAUGACGGUCUAUCAAAACCCCAGCCAGCA
This is a messenger RNA of Liolophura sinensis, 3746 nucleotides long. Its product is annotated as low-density lipoprotein receptor-related protein 4-like. Lineage: Eukaryota; Metazoa; Mollusca; Polyplacophora; Chitonida; Chitonidae. The transcript has 17 exons. The record is from RefSeq and is a predicted model, not a curated record. The coding region runs from base 981 to 2606 and encodes 541 amino acids.